This is a messenger RNA of Penicillium macrosclerotiorum, 1362 nucleotides long. RefSeq names its product SHNi-TPR domain-containing protein. Gene Ontology annotation, biological process: CENP-A containing chromatin assembly; DNA replication-dependent chromatin assembly. The transcript is spliced from 2 exons. The record is from RefSeq and is a predicted model, not a curated record. Gene Ontology annotation, cellular component: nucleoplasm. Bases 1 to 1362 code for a protein of 453 amino acids. NCBI's taxonomy places the organism in Eukaryota, Fungi, Ascomycota, Eurotiomycetes, Eurotiales, Aspergillaceae. Gene Ontology annotation, molecular function: histone binding.
AUGGCGGAAAUAAACACAUCUCCGAAAAUCGAACAAAUUCCCGAGACUGGCUCUUAUUCUCAAAAGCGCGCCCAACUGGACGAUCUGAUCGCACGAGCCGCUGCCAAAGAUGCGACGAAAGACCACAGUACUGCUUCAGAAUUGUACUCGCAAGCCACCGAGCUACAAGCCGAAAUUAAUGGAGAGCUAUCGCCGGAGAACGCUGAUCUGCUCUAUGCGUACGGAAAAUCUCUCUACAACGUGGCCGUGAGUAAGAGUGACGUUCUAGGUUCCAAGGUGGCUGGUGACCCCCAGGGCCAGUCUAGCAAUGGUUCAACAAAUACCGCCUCGAAGACAACAAGCGCGACGGGAAAAGGCUUGGUCAAGGAUGCCAUUUCGAGCACCAUGACUGAGGAUAUUAUCUCCACAAAGGCAGAGAGCGCCCAAUCGCCAGCGGAGCCCUCGAAGCCUUUUUUCCAAUUUACAGGCGAUGAGAAUUUUGUGGACUCCGAUAAUGAGGAGGAUGAUGAUGAUGAAAAUGACGAGGCUGGCGAAGAGGAGGAAGAGGAUGAUUUCGCCAAUGCAUUCGAGGUUCUAGAUUUGGCCCGCAUCCUGUACCUCAAGAAGCUGGGUGCUGUGGAAGAGAGCGCCAAUGCGAAAGGGAAAUUCGCCGAAUUGCCGACGGAUGUGAAGCAUAUCAAGGAGCGACUGGCGGACACUUAUGACCUCCAAGCCGAAAUUUCCCUUGAAGCAGAACGAUUCAACGAUGCCGUAACCGAUCUACGAACUGCCCUCGAUCUCCGAUACGCCUUAUUCCCGUUUGAAGACCCAUCUGUCGCCGAGUGCCAUUAUAAGCUUUCACUGGCUCUUGAGUUUGCGUCGGUCCAGCCACAAGGAGAAAAUGAGGACGAGGAUGCGAGGACGGUGGAUGAGAAAAUGCGAAAGGAAGCUGCAACUCAGAUGGAGCGUGCUAUUGAGAGCUGCAAGGUCCGUAUGGCGCAGGAGGAAAAUAAGUUGGAACUCGACAAUGCUAUGGAUGAGGAUAAGGCGACAGCUACGAAGCGGAAGAUUGCAAAUGUAAAAGAGAUCAUUGCCGACAUGGAACAACGGCUGAUUGAUCUUCGUCGGUCACCAGUUUCCAUCGAGCAGAGCAACCAGGAAAGCGAAGCCAUGCUGAAAGGUAUCCUUGGGCAGAUUGUUGGCCAGUCGCCAGCGGAUCAAAAAGCCCGACUGGAUGUUGUCAGCAAGGAUGCAACAGAUCUUUCAUCGCUUGUCCGACGAAAGCCUGCCAGUCAGCCGGCCCAACAAACGGCCUCGAAGCGGCCUGCUGAGGAUUCAUCCGCAGAAAGCGAGUCGAAACGCUCCCGGGUGAAUGAUGCAUGA